UCCAACUUCCGCUUGGGCCCGUUGGCAGCCCCCCUUUUCAAUUUUCAUUUUUAUCUUCCUCCCUCUUUCUUCCUCGCACUGCGAUGGUCUCGGCUCCCGAUGUGGUUGGAGAUCUAUCUCCAGAUGUUUUGUCCCUCCCCGCAACUGCGAUCGCCCCGAUCCCCUUCAUGGAUCAGUGGAGCAACUUGCCACCUACUAGUGGUGUGGACGAAACUUUGUUUCCGGGUUUUGUGCCCAUGUUUCAAGGUCUUACUCCUUUGAUUUGGGGUUUUUAGGACCAGAUUUGGGGUUCUUGGGGCUGAUUUGGGGACUCUGCGCUCAAUCUCCUCCAAUAUUUCGAAUCUGCUUCCGGUCAGAGACAACUAUAUGUUGUCACCCCUUCAAAGGUCUGGUAUCUCUUUAGAAUGGUGUUUGCACCACCUGACCUUUUUGGUUACAGCUUGGUUCUAGGCAUUCGUUUGCGUUUGUUUUCGUCUAAGGACCGGAUUUGUGGCGUCCAGGAUGGGUUUGGUUCUUCUUGAUUUGCAUGUUGGGCUUCUUUUCACCAACUUUGAAGCAUUGAAUGAUUUUUGUAUUGCUCUAUAUGAUGGUAUCUCUCUGUUUUUCUGUUCGCCGGUCGUCUUCAUCCUGUUUGCGGCGGUUGAAGCGGUGGGUGAUCUGUUGACGAGGGGUCACUUCUGCAGCGGUUUUAGGGUUAUGGUUACCAGAUUUUUCAGAGGGGUCACUUUUGGGCCUCUUCAGGUGGGCUCUAGCUUUUGGGCCGAGCCACAUCUUUUGUGAUUUUCUUUUAUGCCUUAGGUACCGUAUAAUUGAGAACCUAUACUCGAUGAUUGUAUUCGAUGAUUGUAUAUGUGACGUCUCAUUUGUAUCUAUCUCAUUUAUCAGGCUGUGGUUUUUGUACUAUGUCCGUUUGGACUUUGUUAUAAAAUUCCUCCUUUUAACCCAAAAAAAAAAAAAAAAAAAAGGGACUAGAGAGAUUGGCUUUCACCCGAAAGGCCAUGAGAGAAGACUGGAGAAUAAAAUCUAGAAAACUGUCUCAACCCCCAUGAACGUUAGCUGAACACGAUUGAUGAGAAAACUUAACCAAACGAAACUGCAAGGACGGAAAUACCAAACCGUAACGGAAACCAAGAACCAAUACCCAAAAGCUGGAAAACCAGGAAAGACGAUGCAGCAGCAGCAAGAAAUACAAUAUUUGUUUUAGGGUUUUAAUCUGAAUUUUUUGUGGUGAGAAGGAAAAAUUACAAGGAAUAUAUGGUGGAAGUAUUGUUCAGGAUGAAGAGAGAGGUGAUUGAAGAUGUUGCAAUAAUAGCGGGGUUGGUAGGGGUGCAAUUUGUGUAUGCUGGGAAUGCUGUGUUGCUAAGCUAUGUAAUGUCUUUGGGGCUUGAUCCUCACACCAUUGUUAUCUUCUCUACCUUGGCCACUUUCAUCAUCCUAUCUCCCAUUGCUGCUUAUUUUGAAAGGCACACAUGGCCGAAGAAAAUCAGCUUGAAGUUCAUGAUACAGUUGGUUUUGAUCGCCUUUGGAGGGGUAACUUUGUUCCAGACAUUAUUUCUAAAGGGGAUCCAAUUUACUUCACCAGCAAUGGCAGCAGCCAUGCCAAACCUUGCUCCUGGGUUUAUUUUCAUCAUCGCCUGUACUGUUAGAUUGGAGAGAGUAAAAAUUAGUUGCAUAUACAGCAAAAUGAAGAUUCUAGGCACAAUUCUGUGUGUAGUAGGAGCUAUCACACUGAGCGUAAUGCAAAGCGCCAGUCCUACCAAAACAGAAGCAGGGCCCCAAGUUCGACCUAGUUCUCCUGAAUUUCUCUUUGAUAAGCAAAAGAUUAUUGGUCGCUUGUAUCUCCUUGCUGCUGUGUUUGUUUUGUCCAGCAAUACUGUCUUGCAGGCUACAACCUUGGGUGAUUUUCCUGCACCUAUGUCCCUGUGCGUCAUAACAUCAUUGAUAGGAGUGUUUCUAACUGCAGCGGUACAAUAUGUUCAAGACCACAAAAUAGAAACUGGCUGGCCACUUGUGAGUGCAAGACAAUUGAUUGGCUUCUCUCUACUGGGAGGUGCAGUGAGCGGAGCAUGUGUGAGCUUCAACGGAUGGGCAAUUAAGAAAGGGCCGGUUUUGGUUUCCAUGUUUAGCCCUAUUGGAACAGUCUUCUCAGUUGUUCUCUCAGUUGUAACAUUGGGAGAUGCCAUUAGUGUUGGAAGCUUUGCUGGUAUGUGCCUCAUGUUUACUGGGCUCUACUUCUUCCUAUGGGCAAAGGGGAAGGAAGGCUACUUAGAUGUGGUUGACUUAGAAAGUGAGUUUGAUGCAGAGAAGCCUCUAUUAAGUUGAUAUCAUUGUUUGUGUAUAGGUUUUUGUUUCAGUUUUAGACAGAUAAAGAUAAAAUAAAAUUUGAAGGAAUCGUUCUAGGGGCUAUAGACUAAUCAGCCGUAAGGAAUGUGCAUGAUUUUCACGCAUAGUACUAGUGUUAAUGUGACGAUACAAUUCGUAUACUGAAAAAUUCAGUACAUAUGUUAUAAAUUAGCUUAAUAAUGCUCGACAUUAAUCAGCAA
Pyrus x bretschneideri (Chinese white pear) is the source of this 2543-nucleotide messenger RNA. Its product is annotated as WAT1-related protein At5g47470-like. The record is from RefSeq and is a predicted model, not a curated record. Gene Ontology annotation, molecular function: transmembrane transporter activity. Gene Ontology annotation, cellular component: plasma membrane. NCBI's taxonomy places the organism in Eukaryota, Viridiplantae, Streptophyta, Magnoliopsida, Rosales, Rosaceae.